AUGCUACGCUGUUUUAUCAGCGAAAUAGAGGCGGUAGCUCCUAUCUAUCUAUCUAUCUAUCUAUCUAUCUAUCUAUCUAUGUUUUCUCUGUUUGAAUACGAACAAACAUCAGCCAGUCAUGAGGCAUCUAUCUAUCUAUCUACCUAUCUAUCUAUCUAUCUAUCUAUCUAUCUAUCUAUCUAUAUAUAUAUAUAUAUAGUUUAUGCAAAUUUAGGCAGCUGCUUAUACAUCACGCACACACACUCUCUUUUAUCUAUCUAUCUAUCUAUCUAUCUAUCUAUCUAUCUAUCUAUCUAUCUCAAUUCAGUUCAUCUAUCUAUCUAUCUAUCUAUCUAUCUAUCUAUCUAUCUAUCUCAGUCUGUUCAUAUCUAUCUAUCUAUCUAUCUAAUCUAUCUAUCUAUCUAUCUAUCUCAUCUAUCUAUCUAUCUAUCUAUUCAUCUAUCUAUCUAUCUAUCUAUCUCAAUCUGUUCAAAUCUAUCUAUCUAUCUAUCUUAUCUAUUUAUAUCAAUCUGUUCAAAUCUAUCUAUCUAUCUAUCUAUCUAUCUAUCUAUCUAUCUAUCUAUUCAAAUCUAUCUUAUCUAUCUCAUCUAUCUAUCUCAAUCUAUUCUAUCUAUCUAUCUAUCUAUCUAUCUAUCUCAAUCUGUUCAUAUCUAUCUAUCUAUCUCAAUCUAUUCAUAUCUAUCUAUCUAUCUAUCUAUCUAUCUAUCUAUCUAUCUUAGUCUGUUCAUAUCUAUCUAUCUAUCUAUCUAUCUAUUUCAAUCUGUUCAAAUCUAUCUAUCUGUCUAUCUAUCUGUUUUAUGCUUUUAUUUUUUUUUUUUCUUUCUUUUCUUUCUUUCUUUCUUUCUUUCUUUUUCUUUUUUACAUUUUAUGCUUUUUUUUUUUCAUUCAUUCAUUCUUUUCUUUCUUUCUUUCUUUCUUUUCUUUUUUUACAGUACUGAUUUUUUUUUAUGCUUUUUCAUUGCUUUUUCAUUUUCUUCUUUCUUUUUUUUUCUUUCUUUCUUUCUUUCUUUCUUUCUUUCUUUUUUUUCUUUACAAUUUAUGCUUUUAUUUUUUCAUUCAUUCAUUCAUUCUUUCUUUCUUUCUUUCUUUCUUUCUUUCUUUCUUUCUUUACAAUUUAUGCUUUUAUUUUUUUUCUCUUUCAUUCAUUCAUUUCAUUCAUUUUCUUUUUUUUCUUUCUUUCUUUUUCUUUUCUUUCUUUCUUUCUUUCUUUUUCUUUCUUUACAAUUUAUGCUUUUAUUUUUUCAUUCAUUCAUUCAUUCUUUCUUUCUUUCUUUCUUUCUUUCUUUCUUUCUUUCUUUUUUUCUUUUUCUGUUCUUUUUUCUUUUUUUUUUUUUCUUUUUAUUUUUUUUUUAUUCAUUCAUUCUUCAUUCUUUCUUUCUUUCUUUCUUUCUUUCUUUCUUUCUUUUCUUUUCUUUCUUUACAUUUUAUGCUUUUAUUUUUCAUUCAUUCAUUCAUUCUUUUUCUUUCUUUCUUUAUUUCUUUCUUUCUUUCUUUUUCUUUCUUUCUUUACAAUUUAUGCUUUUAUUUUUUCAUUCAUUCAUUCAUUCUUUCUUUCUUUCUUUCUUUCUUUCUUUCUUUCUUUCUUUCUUUCUUUCUUUCUUUCUUUACAUUUUAUGCUUUUAUUUUUUCAUUCAUUCAUUCAUUCUUUCUUUCUUUCUUUCUUUCUUUCUUUCUUUCUUUCUUUCUUUCUUUACAGUACUGAAUUUUUUUAGAUUUAUGCUUCUUUCUUUCUUUCUUUCUUUCUUUCUUUCUUUCUUUACAGUACUGAUCUUUUUUAGUUUUAUGCUUUUAUUUUUUCAUUCAUUCAUUCAUUCUUUCUUUCUUUCUUUCUUUCUUUCUUUCUUUCUUUCUUUCUUUACAUCUUUGUCGUUCUUUCUCUCAAUUUAUAACCGAAUUGGUCGACCAGUUGCCAUGGCUGCUCAUGCCGCAAAUUGCUGUCUUCCAAUUCCGCAGAGACGAGCUGACCUAAUCUAUGCAGCAAUUUCUCUUAUUAAUUCGCUUUCUUUAUUCAGUGAAAUUAACUCGAGAUUUGUAGUGAGCAUUUGA
Molecule: messenger RNA, 2046 nt
Organism: Acanthosepion pharaonis
Lineage: Eukaryota; Metazoa; Mollusca; Cephalopoda; Sepiida; Sepiidae
Source: the annotation of a GenBank genome assembly